GAGCGUUUAGCAAUUAGAAUCAUUAUCCUUUUGUUGUUGUGGGGUUGUCUUUUGUGUUCUGAAGCAUCCCAAAUGGAACUGGCAACUGUAACAAACCAAAGAAGCAUUGGGUAGUUAAUAACUUGUACAAGUUGGAAUUGGGCAUGAAGGUUGCAUGCUUCACCCCUGAUGUUAAUGUCUCAUACUUGGGAACUCCAACAACAACAAGGUUUGGUUCACAGGAAGCUCUUUUCUUUAUUCAAAAGUGUAGCAAUUUCAAACAGCUUAAACAAGUCCAUGGUAGAAUAACCCGUUUUGGUCUCACCUAUGACCAAUUGCUUAUUAGGAAGAUCAUUCAGUUAUCUUCUUGUUUUGGCAAAAUGAACUAUGCAACUUUGGUAUUUGACCAACUCAAUGCCCCAGAUACCUUCACUUGGAAUGUCAUGAUUAGAGCUUAUAGUAUCAGUGGUUCCCCUGAAAAGGCCCUUCUUUUGUUCAAGGCUAUGUUAUGCCAGGGCUUUUCACCUGACAAGUUUACAUACCCUUUUGUGAUUAAUGCUUGCGUGUCUUCCUCUGCCCUUGAUUUUGGAAGAGUAGUCCAUGCUUUUGCCAUCAAAAUGGGAUUUUGGGGUGACACUUAUGUGCAGAACACUAUGAUGAAUCUUUACUUCAAGUGUGAGAAUGCAGAUGCUGGAUGGAAGGUGUUUGAUAAAAUGCGUGUUCGACAGGUGGUGUCAUGGACCACCGUGAUUGCUGGGCUUGCAGCUUGCGGGAAAUUGGACGCUGCCCGGGAAAUAUUUGAGCAGAUGCCUUGUAAAGAUGUUGUUUCAUGGACAGCAAUGAUUGAUGGGUAUGUGAAACACAAGCAACCUGUUGAAGCUUUUGAUUUGUUUGAAAGAAUGAAGCUUGAUAAUGUGAGGCCAAAUGAGUUCACUGUGGUGAGCUUGAUCGGUGCUUGUACUGAGAUGGGUAGCCUGAAGUUGGGUAGAAGGAUUCAUGAUUUUGCUCUCAAGAAUGGUUUUGAGGUUGGACCUUUCUUGGGUACAGCUCUUAUAGACAUGUACAGCAAAUGUGGCAGUUUAAAUGAUGCAAGGAGAGUGUUUAAUAUGAUGCAGGUGAGAAACUUGGCUACUUGGAAUACAAUGAUCACUAGCUUGGGUGUGCAUGGGUUGAGGAACGAAGCUCUAGCCCUUUUUGAAGAAAUGGAGAAGGCAAAUGUAGUUCCGGAUGCUAUCACUUUUGUAGGUGUUCUGAGUGCUUGCGUUCAUAUGAAUCACCUGGAAGAAGGUCCGAAGUAUUUCACUCUUAUGACAGAACAUUAUGGUAUAAAACCUGUUUUGGAGCACUAUACAUGUAUAGUUGAACUCUAUACUCGUGCUAAUAUGUUGGAUGAGAUUUACACAUUAGAGAACACAAUGUCAAUGAAAGCAAAUCAUGAUGUUGCAGAAUUGCUCCAAGAGCUCAAACUCACUGAUAUUGAUGACAUAAAGAAACUUAUACACAAGCAUUAUGGGGAUUUGAAUUUCUCGGAACUAGUUUUAGAUCAUUCCUCCACUAGUUCUCCACCUCAACUACAAAGCUUCAAGUGGGAUGUUGCCUGAUAUGAACCAAACAAGUAGAUGAAUUGUGACUCUAUUAACAUUCUGUAUCUCAUGCUAUGAUGUCUUUCUCUGGGAGCUUUUAAGAGAAGCCUAAAUACGACAUAGCCAAUAGGAUGCCUCUAAUUUUGUGUAUAAAAUGAUACGGGAACCAUGUUCUUCCCGAAUGAUUUUUAGAAUAUA
Gastrolobium bilobum is the source of this 1760-nucleotide messenger RNA. Its product is annotated as pentatricopeptide repeat-containing protein At3g26630, chloroplastic-like. Bases 144 to 1580 code for a protein of 478 amino acids. The transcript has a single exon. NCBI's taxonomy places the organism in Eukaryota, Viridiplantae, Streptophyta, Magnoliopsida, Fabales, Fabaceae. The record is from RefSeq and is a predicted model, not a curated record. Gene Ontology annotation, biological process: RNA modification. Gene Ontology annotation, molecular function: protein binding; RNA binding.